Messenger RNA from Colletotrichum orchidophilum, 756 nucleotides. RefSeq names its product short chain dehydrogenase. The record is from RefSeq and is a predicted model, not a curated record. NCBI's taxonomy places the organism in Eukaryota, Fungi, Ascomycota, Sordariomycetes, Glomerellales, Glomerellaceae. The transcript has 2 exons. The coding region runs from base 1 to 756 and encodes 251 amino acids.
AUGUCGACCAAGAAAAUCAUUCUCAUCACUGGCGCAAACCAGGGCAUCGGCUUCGACAGCGCUUGGGCCCUAGCCUCCGCAUCCCCGGACAACCACGUCGUCGUCGGUUCCCGGAGCCAGGAGCGGGGCGUCAAGGCCGUGGAAGACCUACAGGCCCGGAAGCCGGCCGGCAUCGUGAGCCUCUUGCAGCUCGACAUCACGUCCGACGACUCCAUCAAGGCCGCCGCCGAAAAACUGACCGCUGACUUUGGCGUCCUCGACGUCCUCGUCAACAACGCGGGCAUCGUCAUCACGCAACCCAAGGAUCGCCGUUCCGAGCUAGUUGACACCUUCAACACCAACGCAGCUAGCCCCCUGCUUCUCACCGAGGCUCUCGUGCCGCUGCUGCAAAAGUCCAAGGACCCGCGCAUCAUCAAUGUCACGAGCGGUCUCGGUUCGCUCCACGAGCGCACGACGCCGGGCGGUCCCUAUUACGAUGUUCGCGCGGAUGCCUAUCGCAUUUCCAAGGCGGCGCUCAACAUGGCGACCGCGCAUAUGCUGUACGACUUCAAGAGCUGGGGCGCAAAAGUCUGGGCGUUUUGCCCCGGCUGGGUCGUGACGAAUCUCACUGGUGAAGCCGACAGGCAGAACCGGAUUGAUGGAGGUGCUGAGAGUUCAGAGACGAGCGCGCAGGGUAUCCUGGAGAUUGUGGAGGGAAAGAGAGACGGCGAGGUUGGCAAGUUUGUCAAAAGACAGGGCGAGCAGUACAAGUGGUAA